Molecule: messenger RNA, 1348 nt
Organism: Jatropha curcas
Lineage: Eukaryota; Viridiplantae; Streptophyta; Magnoliopsida; Malpighiales; Euphorbiaceae
Product: protein PHOSPHATE STARVATION RESPONSE 3
Molecular function (GO): DNA-binding transcription factor activity; DNA binding
Source: RefSeq, a predicted model, not a curated record
GCACUCAAAAAACAAAGGGAAGUCCAACAACACAAGAAGGGAUCAUUAAACAACGAUUCUUGUAAUAAAUCUCCAAACUCAUCUUCUUUGCAAAGGUUUCCUUUUAAGCAGCUGCAGCUUUGGAACAUGAGAAUUCACUUGCCAAUCCCUCAAAUAGGGACUUCAAUGGAGUUAGAAGGCUUCAUGAGCUUUGGAAAUGGUGAUUAUAUAGCUGAUAGCUUUUCUAGAUCUUCCCACAUGGCCGAAACUCGCAAGAAAGUUAUGCAGACUCAAGAAAAUUUUCAUUUCCAAUCAGCUGUCAACUUUAGAUUAGAAAAGAAUCAGAAUCCAAUAAGCAGAGAAAAUUUUUGUCAGGCUUCGUAUCGAAAUUUUGCAGGAACUGAUCUUUUUCCUCCAUUAUUGCAAAAGUCAGCAAAAGAGUUAUCGGCCAACAUGAAUCAAGUAAGGCAAAACCAUAUUACUUUCAAGAAUCAUCAGAAUUAUCAGCAACUAAAACAGCAGCAGUCUGUGUAUUUGGUUGCAUCAGGAUCAGCAAAUAUUGCACGUAAAACUCGUAUCAGAUGGACUAAAGAUCUCCAUAAGCGAUUUGUUGAAUGUGUAAAUCAUCUUGGCGGAGCUGAAAAAGCUACUCCAAAGUUGAUCCUCAAGAUGAUGGCAGUUGAAGGAUUAACAAUCUUUCAUGUUAAAAGUCACUUGCAGAAAUAUCGCAUGUGUAGAUAUAUUCCGGAAUCAACAGAAGGAAAAUCUGAGAGAAAUUCUACAAAUGAUAUAUCAAUUGACCAAAAAACAGGCAUGCAGAUUGCUGAAACACUGAAAUUGCAGCUUGUUGUUCAAAGGCGCUUACAUGAACAGUUGGAGAUACAAAGAAAUCUACAGUUGCGGAUCGAAGAACAAGGAAGGCAGCUCAAGAACAUGCUAGAUCAGCAAAGAAAAACAAACAACACCGAUCUUUCUGAAACCACAAAUUCAGAUUUUACAUUCCAAGAAGAUAUUCCAUCGAAUGGUCUCCACAGUUCUCCUGUAGAAGAACUAGAGGAUUCAUACUAACCUUCUGAUACAAGUAUACAUUUUGUAGCAUCUCCAUAUUAUUAAGUUUGAAAGAGAUAGUUAAAGCCUACAGCCUGAAAUAUCUCUAUUUUUUUUAUUUUGACACAGAUGCUAAUACCUUUCAACACAGAAAUAAAAGAAUUAGCUCUUCUUACUAAAUGAAUCUCUAGUAUUGGAAAAUAAUUGGCUUUGAAAAGCCUUCUUUUUUUUUUUUCAUUUUUGUUAUUCUUUGACAUGUACGUUGGUUAUUAGAGCAUAACAUUGUAAUGCGUAUGCUGAUUUAUUAGCUAAAUUUAGUGUC